AUGAGCUCGAUCCCUCCCAAGUCAGGCCUUCAACCUCAAGGACAGAGCACCUCGACUCAGGCCGCCUCCUCCGCACACACUUCCUCUCCUUCAGUGGGUGGGAAAUCUUCGCCUCAGGCGCCGGUUCCUACGCCCUCGUCUACCUCGACGACGGCUCCUCGUUCCUACGCCAACGCCACCAAGAAGUCCGCGACGGACUCGACCGCCGCUCCCGUCACCGUGGGCGGCCAGUCGCAACAUGGGAAGUCGACUACAGCAUCUCCUGUGAGCGGCAAACCCAUGCAGCAAUCCCAAACCCCCGGCGUCACCAUCGUCAAUGGCGCCCCGGCCCCGGCCUCCCAGGGCGACCACACUAGAAAGCCUUCCGUGACUAUCACUUCCGCUGGCACCUCGGGAUACAUCCCCAACGGUGGCCAAACCGGUCGUCCGAACAGUCUGCAGUUUGGCUUCGCUGCCAACCAGCAGUCAUCUCCCAACAUGGGCAAUCCCGCUGUCCUGGCUAACCAGCCUCAGUCCGGUCUCGGUGUUACUCCGCCCAUGAACCCUCGCGUGACUUCUCCCCAGACUUCGCCUUCUCCCAUCCCGCAGCCCGCCUCGAGCGGUGGCCGGCCACCGCCGUCGUCGUAUCAGUCUCAGGGCAACGUCCCGAACUUUGGCAGCUUCGGUGACUCUGGUGACAACCAACAGAUGCGCCCGGCUCCUCAGGCACCCCUUGGUCCUGGCGCUCAGUCGACCCAUCUGCGUCGCGAAUCCUCCCAGUCGACCCACAGCGACAUGAGCAACCACAUGGGCGGCGGUCCCGGCGGUCGCGGCGGCUACCACCACCAGGGCGGACGUGGACGUGGAUUCUCGCAGUCGAGCUACCAGGGACAGAUCCCCUACUCGCCUAACGCCAGCUUCCGUUCGACCCCCAAUCAACCCCGUGGUGGUCCCAACAUGGCCCCUCAGUUCCCUAACCAGCCGCGCCCGAUGCCCUUCCCCAACUCUCCUCACCAGGCGAGUCGCAGUCCCGCGCUGGCCAAUGCGCACCCGGCCACUCCUCAGAUGAACCAGGUCCCGAUGGCCCAUCCCCAGAUGGCGCCUCAGCCCUACUAUGGCCAACCCAUGCCCCCUCAACCUGUGAGACCCCAUCCCUUGCAAAAGCCUGCACGCCGUGGUGGCGCCCUGAACCGCAAGAAAGGACCAUCCCGUGCCCCGGUCCCCCCACGUUCUUCUGCUACCCAUAGCCCCCACAUAACUUUGCCUCCGAAUCUGGCGCCAGAAAGUGGCCAUUUUGAACGCUAUCUAACCAUGAUGAAAUCAAAGCAGGGAUAUCCCACCUUCGACCCGAACUACGGCUUCUACCCUGGUUACAACGUGAGCGGUGUGCCAUACAUGCCCCCGUCGCCGCAGCCUCGCCCGGGCAUUCCUUACAACCCUCAGGCCCCGUACAUGCAGAACCAGUACCCGGUGCAGCCCGUCGCACAGGCCACAGCUCUGUCUCGUAGCCCGUCCCAUUCGAACGAUCGGCCCGGCUCGAGCUUGGGUCAAGGUCAGCCCCCGGCUGGCGCUCCUGGCCCCGCUCAUGCCCACAAUGCCAGCCGUUCCUCCAACAGCCCCGCCCCUCAAAAGUCCUCUUUCGUCAUCCCCACGGCCAAGAAGAAUGCCGUUGUCAUCAAGGAUCCUGGCAGUGGCGCCGUGAAGACCUUCGAGAAGGCCCCGGCCUCUCCGGCCCGUGUCACUCCUUCGCCUGUCAAGAUUGCCACCCCGACCUCGACUCCUCCCCCGCGUACCGGCAGCAGUGCCGACCACACUCGCACCGAUUCCAAGUCCACUAAGACGGAUGAGGAAAAGAAGAAGGAGUUGAGAGACGCGGUGCACCAGAAGAUCGAGCAGGACAGAAUCGAGAAGGAGGAGGCUGAGCGUCGCAAGGCGGAAGAAGAAGCGGCCCAGAAGAAGAAGGAGGAAGAGGAAGAGGCCGCGCGCAAGAAGGCCGAAGAGGAUGCGGCUCAAAAGAAGAAGGAAGAGGAGGAAGCUGCACAGAAGAAGGCUGCGGAUGAAGAAGCGGCUCGCAAGGGUCUUGAGGACCUGAGCUUGAAGGACAAGCCCGCCGAGACCAAGGCUGAGGAGCCUUCCAAGCCUGCCCCUGCCCCUGCCCCUGCUGACGAUGACGAUAUCGACUACGAUGCCAUCGAACGCGAGAUGGCCGAGAUUGAGGCUAAGGAGCGUGCUGCUGAAGAGGCCUACUACGCCAAGAAGAAGGCUGAGAAGGAAGAGAAGGAGCGCAAGGAGAAGGAGGAGCUCGAGGCUUACGAGGCCAACAUGAAGAACGCUGAGCGUGAAGCCGAGGCCCUGGAAGAGGCUCGUGCUAAGAAGCGGGAAGAGGAGUCCAAGGACAAGGAUCUCUUUGCUUCUCUCAAGAAGGGUGGUUUCCCGGCUACCGAGGCCAGCACUCCUGGAGACAGCGGUGCCGCUACUCCCGCUUCUGACAUGUCAAUGGGACCUCCCGCGAAGCCCGCCAGUGCCAACAAGCGCGAGAAGCCGGCUGCCCUUAAGCUGGAGACCACCAAGGCCGUUGAGCCUCCUCAGCCUAGUGCAGCCAUGAAGGCUCUGCACUCUGCUCGGUUCGUCGAUGAUCUCAGCAAGAUUACUUAUCCUGAUUCUAUCGCCUCCCCGAACCCUGCGCUGAACGCAAGUGCCCCUGCCGAUCGCAAGUUCCACUACAACAAGGAGUUCUUGCUGCAGUUCCAGAGUGUCUUCAAGGAGAAGCCUUCCAUUGACUGGGAUGCGCGCGUGCGUGAGACCGUCGGUGAUAGCGAUUCCUCUCGCCCUCAGUCCGCCCGGACGCCCAUGAUGGGUGGCCGCAAUUCUUCGCGCCCUGGUGCCGCCCCCUUCCAGAUGGGCAACUUCGGCCAGGCCCCCAGCCGCUCCAACUUGCCUCCUGGUACCACUUCUGCCGAGCGCUUCGCUAUGUCGAACGCCGCACGCACUUCUUCCAUGGGCAACCCCUUCGGCAACUUCGGACGUCCCGGUCUCGGCAUUGGUGCUCCUGGUCUCAGCCGCACCAACUCUGCGAGCGCCAUGCACCCCGGUAUGCCCUCGUCUCCUCGUGUUGGCUCCAGCAACCGCUCGGGUACGCGGACUGGCAGCAAGCGUGAUAAGCAGAACGCCAAGAAGGAGGAGGAAAUGGCCAAGUCCAUGCCUCUUACUGCUGGAAUGGAAGUCAAGGCUCUGCAGGUGUCUUCUACUGGUUGGAAGCCUCGCAGCAUUGGCCAAGCCCCUGCUGCUGCUGCUGCUGGGCCUACUCCUGCCGGCGCCGCUUACAUGCCUCCGGAUAUGGUGCAGCGCAAGGUCAAGGCUGCUCUGAACAAGAUGACUCCCGAGAACUUCGACCGUAUUUCCGGCCAACUCUUGGAAAUCGUCUCUCAGUCCAAGGACGAGACCGAUGGACGUACCCUGCGCCAGGUCAUCCAGCUUACCUUCGAGAAGGCUACCGACGAGGCUCACUGGGCUUCUAUCUAUGCCAAGUUCUGUAAGCGCAUGCUUGAGAGUAUGAGUGCUGAGAUCAAGGAUGAGAACAUCCAUGACAAGAAUGGCAACGUUGUCGCUGGUGGUAGCUUGUUCCGCAAGUACCUCCUCAACCGUUGUCAGGAGGAGUUCGAGCGUGGUUGGAAGGUCAACCUGCCCCCUAAGCCGGAGGGUGAGACCGAGGAGGCCGCCAUGAUGUCUGACGAAUACUACAAGGCUGCCGCCGCUAAGCGUCGUGGUCUGGGUCUCGUCAAGUUCAUUGGUGAGCUGUACAAGUUGGGUAUGUUGACGGAGCGUAUCAUGCACGAGUGUGUGAAGAAGCUUGUCGACUACGAAGGCAUGCCCGAUGAGGCCGAGGUUGAGAGUUUGACCAGUCUGCUGCGCACCAUUGGUGCCAGUCUCGAUGCCUCUGAGAAGGGCCACGCCUUCAUGAACGCCUACUUCCACCGGAUCGGUCUGAUGAUCCAGACUCCUGGCCUGCCCAGCCGUCUGCGCUUCAUGCUGAUGGAUAUCGUGGAUCUGCGUUCCGCUCGCUGGCAGUCCAAGGAUGCUGACAAGGGUCCCAAGACGAUCCAACAGAUCCGUGAAGAGGCUGCUCGUGCCCAACAGGAAGCCGAGAUGGAGCGUCUUCGCCAACAGGCCAACCGUGGUAGCCGCCCCGGCUUGGGUCGUGGCGAUGCCCGCAGUUACAGCGGAUAUGGUAACCAGGCUCCCCCGCAAGACUUCGCGUCUAGCAAGGUCGGCAGUGACGAUCUCCGCCGCCUUCGCACCUCUCGUCAAACCAACCAGCCGAUGUCUUUCGGCCCCUCCAGCAUGCUGGGCUCCCGCAGCAACAGCGGACGGAAGAAUCUGGGCCCUGGUGGCAACUUGGUUCGUGGCAGUGAUGACAGUGCUGCUAGCAGCCGCACGGGCACUCCUACCGGCAAGAAGGAAGACAAGGAGGCCGCGUCCUCAAUCAAUGCCUUUAGUGCUUUGGCAAGCUUGGAAGACCGUGACAACAUGGCCACUUCCCCUCCCUCCAACCCUACCUCCCCUCUGCUGACCAAGUCGCAACCCGCGGUCGAGCGCCGGCCUUCCAAGACCCCGUCCAAGGACGGUGAGGAGGCCUCAUAG
Aspergillus piperis CBS 112811 is the source of this 4620-nucleotide messenger RNA. RefSeq names its product putative eukaryotic translation initiation factor subunit eIF-4F. The record is from RefSeq and is a predicted model, not a curated record. The transcript is spliced from 5 exons. Gene Ontology annotation, cellular component: eukaryotic translation initiation factor 4F complex. Gene Ontology annotation, molecular function: mRNA binding; protein binding; translation initiation factor activity. Lineage: Eukaryota; Fungi; Ascomycota; Eurotiomycetes; Eurotiales; Aspergillaceae. Bases 1 to 4620 code for a protein of 1539 amino acids.